AUGGGGACAUCAUGGCAUAAUGUGAAUGGGAAGAUUUGGAUUUUUGUGGAUGCAGAAAUUCAAGUAGAAAUAAUAAGAGAUACAGAACAACUGUUAUCCUGUAGAUUCACUCAUUUGGGUGAUGGGCAAGAGUUGGUGCUUACAGUUGUUUAUGCAAAUGACAUUGAAAAAUUUGGGGGUCUUCCUGUACAGUUUGCAGAAACAGAGGAUUUUAGACAAUGUAUAGACAUUUGCCAACUGAUGGAUCUUGGUUUUACUGGAAGUAUGUUCACAUGGUGGAAUGGGAGAUCUGAUGAGGCUUGUAUAUUUAAAAGACUGGACAGAUGUUUGGGAAAUCAGGCUCUGCAGAAUUGUUUUCCUAAUUUGGAGGUAGAGCAUCUCAUUAAACAAGGUUCUGACCACUCCCCUUUGCUGGUGGGAAGGGCUCUCUCUAAGUGGAGUAGGGACACUUAUGGUGAUAUCUUCAAGCAAAUUGCAACUCUGGAGGAAGUGAUGCAGGUGCAUGAGCAGGAAUUUGAACAGAAUCCUACAAGGCUUAACAGGGAAAGGCUACAAAGGGUACAAGCUAAUCUGAUCAGGUUUUAUGCUAUUGAAGAAAAAUUUUGGAGACAAAAAGCAGGGAUGCAGUGGUUUCAAGAUGGAGAUAGGAACAAAAAAUUCUUUCAUGCUCAUGUCAAUGGAAAGAGAAGAAAGCUACAGUUACAGAGAAUUCAAGAUCAUACAGAAGAACAAAAUCAACAACUCUAUGAAAUGCCAGAUGAAGCAGAGGUGAAAAGAGCAGUUUUUGGUUUAAAUGGAGACAGUGCAGGGGGUCCUGAUGGUUUCACAGGGAGAUUUUUCCAAGCUUGUUGGGAAAUUAUUGCAAAGGACUUGGUGACCAUGCAAUCAGGAUUUGUUAAAGGCAGGAGUAUUGUAGAAAACAUUCUGUUGGCUCAGGAAAUUGUACAUGAUAUUAGGAUUAGAAAAAAGCCUGCAAAUAUUGUCAUUAAGCUUGACAUGGAAAAGGCUUAUGACAGGAUUCCUAAAAAAGAUUUUCCAUUCACAUAUUUGGGUGUACCAAUUUACUAUGGGAGAAGAAGGAACAUUCACUACAAGGAGAUAAUAGAAAAGAUUCAGAAUAGACUGAGCUCAUGGACUGGUAAGCUGCUAUCUAUUGAAGGAAGGACAAAACUGAUUAAACAUGUUUUACAGAGCAUGCCUAUACACCUACUAUCCGCUUGUGACCCUCCUAGUGCUAUACUCGCUCAGAUUCAUAGAUUGUUUGGUAAGUUCUUUUGGAGCAACUCUGUGGGAAAUUCAAGUAAUCACUGGGCAACUUGGACAACCUUAUGUCACCCACAAGAAGAAGGUGGCAUGGGAUUCAGAAGCCUACAAGAUAUAUCUAAAGCCCUCUUUGCUAAACUGUGGUGGAACAUGAGAACCAAACAAUCCUUAUGGAGAACUUUCAUUAGUAAUAAGUACUUAAAGAAGUUUCAUGCUGUGAUAGCCCCUAGCGGAUCAAGUACUUAUGUGUGGAAGAAGAUGAUUAAAUACCGAGAUGAGAUGGAACAUGAGAUAUGGUGGAAGCUUCAACAAGAUUUUGAGUGUGAUCCCACAAUCAUCCUUGUAAAAGAAACUGCAGAAGUGGGGCAAUGGGAUGAACAAUUUCUAAGAAGAAUCCUUCCUGAGGAUCUAGCAGACCAUAUUGUGCAGCACAUUAAUCCACCAAAUGAAAAUGGCCAAACAGAUAAGGCUUUCUGGAAAUUAGAUUCGAGGGGGAAAUUCACAGUUGGGUCUGCAUUUCAAUUGCUCAGACAAAGAAAAGACCCCAGUAAUUUGUAUAAGCAGAUGUGGAUUAAAGGACUACCAAUAAAGAUAUCUUUUUUUAUUUGGAGAUUUUGGAAGUUCAAGCUACCACUGGAUGAUAAGUUGAAGAAAUGGGGACACCAAUUCCCUUCCAGAUGCUACUGUUGUCAACAUCCAGAAGUGGAAGAUACCUCCCAUGUCGUUUUACACUCACCAACAGCUCAAGCCAUCUGGAAGUAUUUUUGUGGACCAGUGGGAAUAAAUAUUGAGAAUCUGCAAAGAUAUUCUCCAAAGAUUAGAGUAACACCAGUGACUUGGAGAACUCUAGAUAUUGGAUGGAUAAAAGUCAAUACUGAUGGAGCCUCAAGAGGAAACCCGGGUAGGAGUUCAUGGGCCUUUUGUGUAAGGGAUGAAAGGGGAGAUGUGAUACAAGCACAGGCCAGAGAAAUAGAGGAUCUUCAAAGCACUAACACUGAGGCAGAGGCCCUAGCCAUUUUACAGGCUCUCAGUUCUCAUGUGAUGGGAGAAUCUCAGGAGCGGCUCAAUAAGAUCGGGAGCCUAAAGCCAGCUUUAACGGAAGGCCUUAUUUCUCUGCUCAAUAUUUUUCAAACCUAUAAGUCUAUUGUAGGAAAUGUACAAGAGAACAAGGUCUGUAACUCUAGUAGACAUGAUAUGGACAAACUUAAGCAGACACGGAGCACAGGCAGAUCUGAUUAUGCCAAGGAAAUAUAG
Lycium barbarum (goji berry) is the source of this 2517-nucleotide messenger RNA. RefSeq lists its product as uncharacterized. Lineage: Eukaryota; Viridiplantae; Streptophyta; Magnoliopsida; Solanales; Solanaceae. The transcript is spliced from 12 exons. Bases 1 to 2517 code for a protein of 838 amino acids. The record is from RefSeq and is a predicted model, not a curated record. Gene Ontology annotation, molecular function: nucleic acid binding.